Molecule: messenger RNA, 1974 nt
Organism: Acromyrmex echinatior (Panamanian leafcutter ant)
Lineage: Eukaryota; Metazoa; Arthropoda; Insecta; Hymenoptera; Formicidae
Molecular function (GO): oxidoreductase activity
Source: RefSeq, a predicted model, not a curated record
UCUCACGUAUAUAUGAACAGAUUGCUAAUAGACUGCUACGUAUAUAUGACAGAUUGCUAAAAAUUUACCGUUGAAAAUGGAAAUUUUUUUGGCCAAAGAAAAAGAUCUUAUCACUCUUGAUAAAAAUGAGAAAAAAAAAUCUGAUCACACUCUUGUUAUAAUGUCUCCUUACAUUCAUUUUCAGAAAGCAUCAAAAAAAAUAUAUGCUAUGUGCAAGGAGAUAAAAUUAAAGCAUGAAACUUUUGUGAAUAGACUCGAAAAGACAGUAUUAAUGUUAGAGAACCAUAUGCCUUUUUUCAAAUCUAUUUGUAAUCACACAGAUAUACCUGAAGCUAUUGUAACAUAUAUAAAUUAUUACAGAAUAAACAUACAUAAAUCUAAUCGUAAUAAAACAGAAAAGGUUAAACAAGAAAUUGUUUGGACGUUAAUACUGACACUUUUUAAUUUUUGCACAAGAAAUGACGUACAAUAUUUUUUGGAAACUUACAUCAUCACAAAUUCGUUAGCAGAUAAUAAGCUAUAUGAGAAGUAUAAAAACCUACUUUCACGUCAGAUCUUUGAAAUAAUACUCCUAGCCGAUUCGGAUUUAUAUGCAGUUAUUAAAUAUUUAAAGAUAUCAGAAAGCAUUCGAAACUUAAGUAAAAUAUGGGUACCAGAACCAAUAAAAGGCAAUUUUUUGUCACUUAUGUAUAAAACUUUUGACAAUUUUAUUUAUCUUAUUCAUAUAUUUAAAUCUAAGCAAGAAUUACUUACACCUCCUACAUCUUAUGAAAUAAACAUAACAUCCAUAUGGUCUGAAGAUAUUGUGGCUGCAAAAAAUUUAGCAACAUCCUUAGAUAGAAAUAUUGUCCUCAUAAAUACGCUGGAUAUCUAUGAGACAAUGAUAGUUAUGCCUUAUAUAGAAUUAUUCAAGAUGCCAUUCUGUAAGCUCAAUGUUACUGAAAAACCUUACAUAAUAAACUUGAUAAAGCCAAUAUGUUCGAAAAAAAGGCCUGUGCCCGCAAAUCCGAUUUAUAAUUAUAUGUUUUAUGACGGUACAUGGCAAAAGCCUGUACAAAAUACUUAUUGGUUACAUAAUAACACUAAUAUACUAAGAGCGAGUGCAACAAAAGAUGAUAUGUACAGAUGUUUUGCAUCAGCUAAAAAAGGAUUCAAAAUCUGGAGUGAACUGUCCAUUGAAUCCAGAAUGCAAAUAUUAUCCAAGUUCGCAUCUUUAUUGGAAUACAUUAGUAAACCCGAAUUGUCGCAAAUAGUAUUCAAGUGGAUAAAAUUUCCAUACUGGUAUAAGAAUUCAUUGCAGCCUCAAAGUGGACGAUCCUUGUUGGUAAGAAUCCGUAAGCCGAAAGGUGUCAUCACGCUUAUGGAAAAGAAAGAAAUAAAUCUGUUUCGCAAAUUGACACAGAAUUUAAUAAUCGGCAAUUCCGUCAUCGUGAUAUGUACCGCAAACUCAUGCAAUAUAAUACAAUAUUGCAAUUUGUUUUUAUCAUCUGGGAUACCUCCAGGCGUUGUAAAUAUGUUGACGUACGAGAGCAUACAGCCUUUAAAUGAAUUAUGCUAUGACGCGGUCGAUUUCAAUGAAAUUUAUUAUCAAUUUACCAUAAGUAAGCAAAUUGCAACCAUGAUUUAGAAAUUUUAUUGUAUCCUGUACAGAUGUAUGCAUUGUAGCAACAUUGCAACGUUCCAAUAAUACUGCAGCAAGCUUCUGUGCAAUAUGCAUUGUUAGAAAUGUAACCACGAGCUUCCUUUAUGUAUAAAUGAAGCUCGUGGUUACGAACGAAAUUAAAAGUAAUGAAUGAUUUAAGUUACAAUAGUUACUUAAAUGAACGUUACUUAAAUUUACGAAAUUUAAUGUACUUUUAACAUAAUUUGAUGAAAAGUACAUUAAAUUUCAUAAAUUUUCAUGAAAAAUACAAUAAAUUUUAUGUACACUGUUAGAAGUGUAACCAUGAACUUCCUUUAAAUUAAAGAAACUCG